This is a messenger RNA of Parasteatoda tepidariorum (common house spider), 1417 nucleotides long. RefSeq names its product Ubiquitin-like activating enzyme 5 (gene Uba5). Gene Ontology annotation, molecular function: UFM1 activating enzyme activity. NCBI's taxonomy places the organism in Eukaryota, Metazoa, Arthropoda, Arachnida, Araneae, Theridiidae. Gene Ontology annotation, cellular component: cytoplasm; cytosol. The record is from RefSeq and is a predicted model, not a curated record. Gene Ontology annotation, biological process: protein ufmylation.
AAAUAUUUAUGAAUAUCUAUUUGCUGAAAACCAACGAGUCAUUCAAUAUCAGAUUCAAUUCAGAAAUAAUGAGUAAUUGUAACCGUCUUAUUCAAAAUUUUUGACGUUGCACUAGCAGACAGUUGUUUACUUUCACUUCUUGUAUCGCAUUUAAACGAGUAAAUUAUUAUUCUGCAAAAUGUCAUCUGUCGAAGAAAAGCUUAAGUUACGUAUAGCAAAACUCGAAACCGAAUUAGAACUUGAAAGGAAAAAGAAUGACUUUAAAGGUAGAGAAAAAAUUGAUCAAAUUAGUUCAGAAGUUGUUGAUUCCAAUCCAUACAGUAGAUUGAUGGCUUUGAAACGUAUGGGAAUCGUCGACAACUAUGAAACUAUACGGAAUUUCACUGUAGCAGUUGUUGGAGUUGGAGGAGUAGGUAGUGUGACAGCUGAAAUGCUUACCAGAUGCGGAAUUGGUAAAUUAAUACUCUUUGAUUAUGAUAAAGUAGAAUUGGCGAAUAUGAAUAGGUUAUUUUUUCAACCUCACCAAGCCGGACUAAGCAAAGUUGAGGCUGCCGCAAAAACAUUAUCUUUCAUUAAUCCAGAUGUUCAAUUCGAGACUCAUAAUUAUAACAUUACGACUGUCGAUAAUUUUCAGCACUUUUUGGACGUGCUCAAUACAGGUGGCAAAGAUAAGAAAGUUGAUCUAGUACUAAGUUGCGUAGAUAAUUUUGAAGCUAGAAUGGCUAUAAACACUGCUUGUAAUGAGCUAAAUUUAUCCUGGUUCGAAUCGGGAGUGAGUGAAAAUGCUGUGUCCGGUCAUAUUCAGUUUAUAAUUCCAGGCGAAACGGCUUGUUUUGCCUGUGCACCACCCUUGAUUGUUGCAUCGAGCAUCGAUGAAAAAACCCUGAAAAGAGAUGGCGUUUGUGCUGCGAGUUUGCCAACUACUAUGGGUGUUGUCGCUGGAUUUUUAGUUCAAAAUGUUCUGAAAUAUUUAUUGAAAUUCGGGAAAGUGUCAAAUUAUUUAGGUUAUAAUGCUCUCGAAGAUUUCUUUCCGACCAUGACCCUCAAGCCUAAUCCUGGCUGUGAUGACUCACUGUGUCGAUCACAUCAAAAAGAGUAUCAGGCGCAAGAGAAAGAAGUCACAGUUGUCGAAGAAGUCAAGGAUAAAGAAGUAGUACACGAAGAUAACGAGUGGGGUAUUUCUUUAGUUUCGGAAACGGGUUGUGGUGGAGACACUGAAGAACAAAAUUUUGUGGCUGAAGGCAUAAAAGUCGCUUAUAAAAAACCUGUCAUUGAAGACGAUGAUAGUAACUGUGUUGAUGUGAAUGAACAAAAUAUAGAAGAUUUAAUGGCAAAAUUAAAAUCAAUGUAAAGUUUACAACUUAUUAAUAUUGUAAAUGUUAUUUGACUAUAUUAAAGCUAUUUUUUUUUUUGUUAU